UACCUGAGUGAGUUAAGGUUACCCUGUUACUAAUCAAGCAGCUUCAUUCAUUCCCCGCAUCGUGACACAGAAAAUGUCAACAAAAAUCACACAUCGCUCGCGCUGGCUUCAAUUAUCCCCACAUAGGCUGCCAUCAGGCUCCAUGGCCCCCGCAUUGCGGAUGGGAUGUUUACGGUUUGAUGGCAAAGUUUCAGCUCAGCAGGGCCCUCCUCCCCCAGCUGCCAGCAGAAAAAAAGAGGGAAAUGUCGGCGAAUCUCAACCUCUGACAGGGGGAGGAAAAAGGCCGGCACCAACGACAAUCGGGCAAGCGCUGGCUUGGCGAUCGUCUGCAGAUCCCGCUUGCAACCCCAAUCCAACCCCAAUCCGGGCUCCCUGUCAAUGAUCUGCCGGGCGAUUUGCGUCGUCGCACAUUGCUCCAGGCUUUCUCACCUCCCUCUUUCGGAUUGUUGUUUCCCAGGUUUCCCUGUGCGCCUAUCGCGAGUUUCCCAUUCCUGUCGCCUCAUUUUGUGUCGACCGCCUCGACGACAUGGACAUGGACCUGCCCUUCAAGUUAUGCACAU
Messenger RNA from Canariomyces notabilis, 560 nucleotides. RefSeq lists its product as uncharacterized. NCBI's taxonomy places the organism in Eukaryota, Fungi, Ascomycota, Sordariomycetes, Sordariales, Chaetomiaceae. The record is from RefSeq and is a predicted model, not a curated record. The transcript has a single exon. The coding region runs from base 74 to 382 and encodes 102 amino acids.